Messenger RNA from Linum trigynum, 6413 nucleotides. Lineage: Eukaryota; Viridiplantae; Streptophyta; Magnoliopsida; Malpighiales; Linaceae. The record is from the annotation of a GenBank genome assembly.
ACCCAACACGCAAUCCAUGAUAAAAUACCCGAUUUAAACCCGACUUGUCACGAAAUGAGUAUGGAUAUCGAGAUACCCUCUCUCGUGUGCGUGGAGUAGUAAGAGAUCGAUCCAUCGAUCUUCAACCAAAAUGUUUGUGCCUAUUGGCUGCGACACGACACACCAAGAUGGCUUACUUGGUCUCUUUCUUUCUGGUUUUGUUUUGGCGCAACUAUGUACCUUCCUUUUCAACGCACAUUUAUGCUCUUCCUUACCUUUUUUAUUUUGUGGAUCAGUACCAACCAAAUGAUUUUGGUUCCUAUUCUAUUAUAUCCAUUCAUUUUCAUUGUCUCUUAUCAUAUGUUCCACCCAUUCUUCCCUACCUAAUUGUGUUUAAUUAAUCAUUAUUCAUUCUGUUCCCAUGCUAAGAAACUUGUAUCUUUUUCUAGGGCGAGAUAGCAUGACUAUCCUUAAAGGGUUGGAAAAAUGACACCUCGUAUUAAUUAUAGGAUUUUAAGGUAAUUAAUUUGUGUUGCAUUUAAUUAUCUGUCUGAAUUGAAAACCCAUAAUAAUUACUUUCCUUUUUUCAAUGCAAUGGUAGUUGUACUAGUGUAUAGGUGCAAUGGUAGUUAAAAAAAUGUAAUUAAUAUGAGUUAAUUGUAUAAGUGCAAUGAUAGUUGUAUAAGUGCAAUGAUAGUUAAAAAAGGAAUGUAAUUAAUAUGAGUUUUUAAUUUUAAAAUUUUAUUAAAUGCAACACAAAUUUGAUAAAAAAAUAACUAUAAUUAAUAGGGGUGUCAUUUUUCCAACGGCCCCCUCUUUUCUCUGUAUUCUCUAGUUAUUCGUCGGCCCUAAUCACAACAAAAUUUUACCAUCUAAAAUAAUUUACAGCAGAGAGGUUAAGUAAGAUUUUAUUUUCACUAUUGAAAGGGCUCUUGUCAUCAUCCUAUCAACGGCAUAACCAAAAAUUUUGAGUGAAGAGGGCGUUAAACGGUAAUUAUAAAGCAGGAGGAGGAGUGAAUAUUUUAGCAAUUGCUUUACUUGUCAAUUUUAUGACAUUUUUUCUUUAUCAAAAUGAUUAUCAUGUACUUUUAGAAUUUUUUUUAACUAUGAGUAGAGUUCGUCACCCCCUUCUCGCCAUAACAUAGCUUCGCACCACUAUUCUAUAUACUCAGUAUCAAAAUGAGCCAUGCCAUUUUGACCAUCUAUCCCUAUAACAUUUCUAAAUAAAAAUGUCCAAAGAGGGAGAAUAUUGGACUAUGGGUUGGAGCUUGGAAGGAUACUAAUUUCAGAAAGUUGGAAUAGAAGACUGGGUAGAGAGAACUUUCACAAAAAAAAAAAAAAGGUUAAGACUAAUGAUUUGAGUUGUUAAAGAUGCUCUGAAUUUUUUGAGGGUGGGAAUAAAGUAAGUAAUAAAGGGGAGGAUGGGACAAGAUUAAGAGCUAAUUAAUAAUUAGAAAAAAAAAAUACUAAGCAUUAGGUGGUUGGUAAUGUAUGCCCUAUUAUUUUGUAUAUAUUAUGUGUGAUUUAAAGGUAGGGAAAGCAACUUUAGCUUGUUGACAAAGACAUAACAAUGAAUUAAUGAGUAUUGAGUAAACCCCCUCCUCAAAAUUCAAGUAUCUAGUUAAGUAGUGGGUGGUUAAUUAUGCACAAACCAACAAAUCUUGGUUGGUGGGGGGGCCAAAGCCCUAAUUCAAGUUAGUUCCAUCCCUAUCAUCUUUCCAACUUGUGCUUGUGUAUCAUUUUAUAACAGGUUUAUUUUUGUGUCAAAUUUCAUCACACCAUACUAAGAAAUAUUAGUGUACUCAACCCCGUUGUUAGAUAAUUGUGCAUCAUUUUCCUCAAUGUACUUAUCCAAAUAAACAUGCAUGAUAUUAAAAAUUGCAACACGUACACCUAUAGUUUAGAGAGAACAUUUUGGAACACAAGUUUUCUACCAUUAAUCAUCAACUUAACUAGUCAUCAAUGGUAUUACAAUAAUUUCUCCCCAUUCCAUACUUUUGGGGAUUGCUGAGGUGCAGAAUGCAGUAAGAUCCUCCUGUCCUCUACUCGAUCUACUGCAUGCAUUAUUAUCAUUAUUAUUAUUAUCAUCCUCAUUCACCGACAAUUAUAUCAAUUAAUUAAAUGGGUUUCCUUCCUUCCUUCCAAUCAAGUAAAAGAUGGAUUAUUUCGUGAGAGACAGACAUAAAUUAAUUGUACAUCUCCCCUAACGCCUUGGAUUUUGCGCUAUAUCUUCAUGGAAAGAUUGUCUCUAACAUCCCACACCAAUAGAUCGGACUGAGAAAGAAACCAACACUGAAACAGACUACAUUCAUGGGUAGGAUCCGGUCCACUACUCAACCCAAGCAAAAGGCAAUCACAAGAACACCCCUAGUAACAAGGUGGAGAGUUGGACAGUUUGAAACUCACCACCCGCAAGGGACCUACAAUUGAACUUUUCGCAACAACUCCGAGUUAUUGGGAUCCUGACACAAUAUUACAACUUUUUAUGAUCGAGAAAUCUUCUUUUGGAAUCUCAACGAACCCCAUUUUAAGAUUAUACAAGGUACUGAGAUCCAACUAUCGUUUUGAUUAAAUGACGAGGUGAUAUAUUAUGACAAUCUUACGAGAAAUGUGUAGAAAAAAGAUAAAUAUGAAAUCCCUAGAAUGUGAACCAGUCACUUCGAAGUUAAUUAUUGUGACAGCUCCGAGUAUUACUAGGUCAUUGGUCUCAUCUCUUGUGUCGCGUAUUAAUUAUCUACUCUUUGUACAAAUACAUAUAGUCAUUUGGUUUUGGUGAUAGUUAAAUUGAUGAAUUGUCAUCAAUGCAUGCAUAAUAAUAUACAUGUGUAUUAGAAAAUUGGCGUAUUAUAGUUUACAUUGUUUGGUUAAUGUGAUAUUUAUUGUGGAAUUUAAAUAAGUUAUGUGUCUUUUUGAGUGAAAUGUCACUUUUACCCUUUGUUUUUUUUAUAUAAGAAAGUAACACACAAAAAAAGGUAGGGACAUAGUUGGAAUAAAAAAAAAGACUCAACAAUCUCACCAAAAACUUGAGAUUUAACUAUUACUCAUUUUGAGUGAUAGUUUGUGUCAUUUCAAGCAAACAAUGCAUGUAUUGUUUGCGCAUAAAAUUCAAAAAAAUAAUACACUAUGAACAAUACAUGCAUUAUAACUAUCUCAAUUAAAUAAUCAUCAAAACUAAACAACCCCUAAGUUCCAUUUCCACCAAAAUAUAUUAAAAGAAAUCCCCACAAUAGAAAAAUCGAAGGGCUUGCUACCGUUGGACUUGAAAAGCUCAAAUAUUUGAGUGCAUGGCCCAGCAACCCACCCGCCCAAAUCAAACCUCCCCAGUUAAGACUAAACGAAUAACGGCCCAACAGGCCGACAGCCCAUUACAGCUCGGAACUUCAAGCUUUCCUCAAACUCGGUUACUCGCUCGGCUCCAGGCGAUCGCCCUCCUGUCUCCUCCACCGCUUCCCCUGGCCAGCCGUGGACAGUAAACAACCACCAGUGCACCUUCCGCGGAGGAAACCACCGCCGUAGAAGACGUGUCUUUCUUCCCUGAGAGGCAGCGGAGUCACACUGUUUCUCUUCUUGUGCUACUUUGUAUCAGGUAGCUCGUCUUCUUUUGGAUUGUUCGCCUACCAUUUCAAAUCAUUUCCAGUUUGCCUUCCACGAUUCUGAAUUGCUCAAAGCUGAGAGCCGACAUUCAAUUGCUAGGGGUUCUUCCCUAUUCAUCAUUCGAGUGCAUGAUGUAUUGUUAAUCUCGCACUAAGUUAUGGCUUUUUGAUUCGGUUCUUUUUGGCUAAUUUUGCAGUUUCAGCUGCGGCAGGGAUGUCUAGGUUUCGAUCAAUCUGGCAAGCCUCUUUGAAUGCCACCAAGAAAGCUCUUACAUGGAACCUUGAAGACUUGAUGCCUCCUCCCGAAAGACUUAUUUUCAGCUUCAACUCAAAGGAAGAACUAAAGAAAUGGCAUCUAUAUUCAGAUUCAGAGUAUGGAGGUCUCUCCUCCGCUUCUUUAGAGAUUAGUGAAGUGGACAAUGGAUUGAAAGGUGUGUUCUCUGGGAAUCUAUCAGUAGAUCUAGCUGAGGAUUCUAAGUGGAACAUAAGUAGGGGUGGCUUUUGUGGAAUGCGUUCCAAGAAGUUUGAUGGUUUCAUUGAUCUCGAUUCAUAUGAUACGAUUGCACUAAAGCUUAGAGGUGAUGGAAGAAGCUACAUAUCAACUAUUUAUACAGAGAAUUGGGUUAAUUCACCCGGACAGCUAGAAGAUAAUUCCUGGCAAGCUUUCGUUCAUGUACCGAAGGACAACUGGUACAUUGCAAAGAUUCCACUUGCUCAAUAUCUACCGACUUGGAGAGGGAAUGUCAUAAACGCAGAGAUGGAGAUGAAUCAAGCCCGCAUUCUUGGCAUCUCGCUCUCUGUCAAUGCAGAAGGUGGUGUCCCUGGUGCCAGAACUGGUACCGGUGAUUUCAAGGUUGAGCUCGACUGGAUCAAAGCCAUUCGAACGGAGGAAUAUACCUGAUGUUUCAGUCCCCAUCGACUGUGAUCCUCGACAAAUCCAGGUUUUACGCACCUUGCAUUGAACUGCACCUGUUCAGACUGCAGAUUGCAGACCCCCCAGUCCAGUUGUAGGAAUGAGUUUCUAAACAGUUUCCGAAGUGGGUGAGAGAUACUCCAAACUGCUGAGUUUCAGUAGUAGCCCAUGAAGGGUCAUGCCUUCUGGUUGCGCGGCCAUGGUUCCUAGACUUUGAGACAGGCAGGUAAUGCAUGCCCAGUUGUAGUUCUGCAAGAUCAGAUGUAUCUUUGUAGAUGGGUGUGUUUAGGACAGUAUGGUCAGAACUCAGAAAUAGCACUGCAAGUCUGCAACUAAAUAACUAUAUCGUUGUGUUCAUAAACGUAACCAAACCAUGGUUAAUGUCGAAUACACAAAAAUGAUUUAUUGUUAAGAUACUUGUUAUCCCUGGCUCUACUUGGUGAUUACAGUUUAAAAGAUCGAAGAAGAUAUUUAUGGAUUGGGUGACAAAAGCAUUAAUUGUCAACCGAUGUAGUGUGGAAGAUGUCAUUAGGGGGAGUUGAUACUUAAUAAGCCUUAUAUUAUAUUAACUAUACAAACGAUAUUUGUUGGAAGAAUUGAAUUGAAUAUUCAUUAUUCAUUUAGAAGGUGAAGGAGGAACUAGGAAGGUAGGUCCUAUUGAGAAGAAAAGGCCUCAUCUGUGCAAGUCCUAUGAAGAAGACAAAAGAGAAGCAACUGGCAGCUUGAAUAGAUCUUUUUAUAUUAGUAGAUGGACUUUGAGAGAAACAAAGUGAAUAGUGACCAUCUUUCAUAAUUCUUUAUGUUUUUUCGGUGGAAUUUGUAUGCAAAUACGUACCCGCAGACGAUUUGACUGACCCUGUUCUGCCACGACAUUUGCACAAUAAUUUUAUCAUUUUUAAUUACAUUUGGAAUUGAAUUACUAAUUGGGAUUAACUACAACACUGCACGGGGUCGAUACACAAUUACACACAGUACCUAGUAUCCAUCGUUUACGGCUAGGACUACUCGGGUAUCUAAUCUCAUUCGCUCCACUAGCUUUUGUCUCUCAGUCUAAAGGUAACUUGGGCCUUUAUUAUUUGGACUAUAUUCGCGAUUUAUUUCCAUAUCCGAGUAAAUAAAAAUGGGGAAAGUUUACGGGCUCCUCUCUUGUGUAGCUAUCUACGGUUGCGGGUUCAGGUUCUCUUACUAUAAGCGACCGACGGAAUCCCCAUAACUAGGGGUGUUCAAACGUUUUGGUUACCAUGGUAACCGUUUUAACCGGCACUAUUUGGAUAAUUUGGUUUGGUUAAUUUGGAUAAUUAGUUUGGUUUGGUUAAAGUUUUUAGCUUGUUUGGUUUAGGUGGUUUGGUUUGGUUUCAGACAUUCCUAACCAGUCAAACCAAAUUAACCAGUUAAGUAAUUAGUCAUAUAUCUAACAUAUAUUAUAUACACAUACUUAAUACUUUGCAUAGCCACUCAAGAGUUAACGUUCAUCCUUUUUAGACUCAUAAAAUAUAAAUCUCAAUAUUGCUCAUAUAGUGUAUAUUUGUAUAUGUAAAAUGUAGACCACAACAUAUGGACGCCUAAUUUAGAUAAAUUUCAUACAUUAUGAUGGAUGAAAACUUGAAAGGAAGGUAAUUUCCAGCCUAUGAUAAUUGCUAAGAGACUAAGUCAAUUUACACAAACACAACAAUUCAUUAACCCAUACCAUUGUUAUAAAAUUUUGUUAGGUGAAUACUUCUAUACUAAUCGUAAGAUAAUUGUCUUAGUUGCAUGUAUUUUUGUUAAGGGUCAGCUAUAACUACGUGUUGGUUGUUAUGUUUUAUUCAUUAUAUAAAUUGCGAAUUGUUGCAUUAACCGGAAAAUUUUCAUCGUCAAUGAUAAUGUGAUUUUAUAUUGGUUAAUCUGGUUAACCAAUUAACCAAACCGAUUAAACUUUAGUUUGGUUA